GCCUGUGUCGAAUCAAUUUCAUAGAGGAGGCCAUGAGCGGUCAUUAUUAUACAGUCAUAUGGCUAGUUGGACCAGUGAGAGCAGAGGUGAGAUAUGAAGCGAAUUUGAACGAAUUCAGGAGGAAUCACGACACCUGCCCCCCGAGGGGCAAUCUGCGAAUCGCGGGUAUACACAUUAUUACUGGAGAGAAAUGCACAGGAUACGUGACCAGAAGCACGAGCACUACAAGGCGUAAAACAAAAUGUGAUGAUAUGGCUAGUAGCAGUAGAUGAAUGGAAUGAGGGCGAAUGAAUAUGUUGUAGUAGUAGACAGACUAAAAUCCAGACAGAUGAGGGGAAAAUAUUCGUUCGAUCGAGCAGACGUACACAGGGGCCCUAGGGAAAGGGCGUUGAUUUGUUUUCGUUCGUUGUUUGCCACCUAUUGGGUACCACGGUCCUU
Messenger RNA from Schizophyllum commune H4-8, 438 nucleotides. RefSeq lists its product as uncharacterized. The record is from RefSeq and is a predicted model, not a curated record. Bases 33 to 272 code for a protein of 79 amino acids. The transcript has a single exon. Lineage: Eukaryota; Fungi; Basidiomycota; Agaricomycetes; Agaricales; Schizophyllaceae.